AUCUCAGCCAUCACCAUUGGACUGUAACUCUCUCUGCCACCAUGCUGGUCUCGGGGCUGCUUCUGGUGGCUCUGCUGGCCACCCUGACUGUAUUGGUCUUGAUGUCUGUUUGGCGACAGAGGAAGCUCUGGGGAAAGCUGCCUCCUGGACCCACCCCAUUGCCCUUCAUCGGAAACUACCUACAGCUGAACACUGAGCAGAUGUACAACUCCCUCAUGAAGAUCGGAGAGAGCUAUGGCUCUGUGUUCACUGUCCACCUGGGGUCCCGGAGGGUCGUGGUGCUGUGUGGCUACGAUGCUGUAAAGGAGGCUCUGGUGGACCAGGCUGAAGAAUUCAGCGGGCGAGGCGAGCAGGCCACCUUCGACUGGCUCUUCAAAGGCUAUGGUGUGGCAUUCAGCAACGGGGAGCGUGCCAAGCAGUUGCGGCGCUUCUCCAUCACCACCCUGCGCGACUUUGGAGUGGGCAAGCGAGGCAUCGAGGAGCGCAUCAUGGAGGAGGCAGGCUUCCUCAUCGAGGCCUUCAAGGAAACGCGCGGUGCCAUCAUUGACCCCACCUUCUUCCUGAGUCGGACUGUCUCCAAUGUCAUCAGCUCCAUUGUCUUUGGGGACCGCUUUGACUAUGAGGACAAAGAGUUCCUGUCAUUACUGAGUAUGAUGUUGGGAAGCUUCCAGUUCACAGCUACGUCCACGGGGCAGCUCUAUGAGAUGUUCUACUCAGUGAUGAAGCACCUGCCAGGACCACAGCAACAAGCCUUUAAGGAGUUGCAAGGGCUGGAGGACUUCGUAGCCAAGAAAGUGGAGCAGAACCAGCGCACACUGGAUCCAAAUUCCCCGCGCGACUUCAUCGACUCCUUUCUUAUCCGCAUGAAAGAGGAGCAAAAGAACCCCAAUACAGAGUUCUACAUGAAGAACCUGGUGCUGACCACGCUGAACCUCUUCUUUGCGGGCACUGAGACCGUCAGCACGACCCUGCGCUAUGGUUUCCUGCUGCUCAUGAAGCACCCAGAUGUGGAGGCCAAAGUCCAUGAGGAGAUUGACCGGGUGAUUGGCAAGAACCGGCAACCCAAAUUCGAGGACCGGGCCAAGAUGCCUUACACAGAAGCAGUGAUCCACGAGAUCCAAAGAUUUGGAGACAUGAUCCCCAUGGGCCUGGCCCGCAGAGUCAUCAAGGAUACCAAGUUUCGGGGCUUCCUUCUCCCCAAGGGCACUGAAGUGUUUCCUAUGCUGGGCUCUGUGCUGAGAGACCCCAAGUUCUUCUCCAAACCCCAGGAGUUCAACCCCCAGCACUUCCUGGAUGAUAAGGGGCAGUUUAAGAAGAGUGAUGCCUUUGUGCCCUUCUCCAUCGGAAAGCGGUACUGUUUUGGAGAAGGCCUGGCUAGAAUGGAACUCUUUCUCUUCCUCACCACCAUCAUGCAGAACUUCCGCUUCAAGUCCCCACAAUCCCCCCAGGACAUCGAUGUAUCUCCCAAGCAUGUGGGUUUUGCCACAAUUCCACCAAACUAUACCAUGAGUUUCCUUCCCCGCUGAGCCAGGGCUAUGCCUGGGCAAAGGUUGGGGGAGAGACUAGGGGGGGAAAGAGAAGAUAAGGGAGGGACUAGCGGUGGUGGAGUUAAGAAGAUUAGGUCAGAGGAAAAGAAGGGGCAAGGUGGAUAGGAGCAAGAGGAAAAAUAGACCUUAUGUGUUCACCUUGCUAAAGAGAGAUCCUUCAGAAAUGAGAAGGGAAGUCUUACACUACGCUGUCAGUAGUAAUAUUAAUAACAACUGUUAUUUGUUGAACAAUU
Molecule: messenger RNA, 1780 nt
Organism: Tupaia belangeri chinensis (Chinese tree shrew)
Lineage: Eukaryota; Metazoa; Chordata; Mammalia; Scandentia; Tupaiidae
Product: cytochrome P450 2A13
Exons: 9
Coding region: 42-1526 (494 amino acids)
Biological process (GO): coumarin metabolic process; epoxygenase P450 pathway; xenobiotic metabolic process
Cellular component (GO): cytoplasm; intracellular membrane-bounded organelle
Molecular function (GO): oxidoreductase activity, acting on paired donors, with incorporation or reduction of molecular oxygen, reduced flavin or flavoprotein as one donor, and incorporation of one atom of oxygen; arachidonate epoxygenase activity; heme binding
Source: RefSeq, a predicted model, not a curated record